AUGUGGAGCAAUAAGCGGCUCCUUCAGAACGCAAAAAAUCCCUGUCUUCGUGCAGAGCUCCAGCAGCAGCAGCAGCAGCAGCAGCAGCAGCAGCAGCAGCAGCCGCAGACGCAGGAAGUGGGCCUGUAUGCUGAGUACCAGACAGAACCAAUGGAGAGGCAAACUGUCUCCAAUGGUCUCCUCCCCGUCGGGCCUCAGGGAACCAUCGAAGUUGGAAAGCUCGCUCCUGUGCCUAUUGGUGCUGUGCAUGUAUCUGUCUCCGAAUGGCAGCGAGAGAACCCAAGGUCUCCUCUUAGCAGCGCGUCUCUGGCUCAGGCUUUGCAUGCAGCAGCAGCAGAGGUUGUGGGGCCCCCCGGCUGCCGCAUGUGGGCCCCUGCUGUUGUAGGCAGCACCCACUCCCUAUUCAAGGCUAUUCUAUACACUGCUGCAUACUCGCAGCAGCACCCACUGCAGCAGCAGCAGCAGCAGCAGCAGCAGCAGCGGAUGCGGCAGCAGCAGGUGCAGAUGCAGCAACAGCAGCGACAGGAAGCUGCUGCUGCUGCUGCAGCAGAGGGAACGUUGUCGUCUUUCUCAGGUGUAUUGACAGAUGCUGCAGUGACACCGGCAGGAGAAGCCAGGCAGCGUGCUGCUGCUGCUGCUGCUGCUGCUGCUGCUGCUGCUGCAGCAGCAGAAUGGGAAACAAUUUAA
Eimeria mitis is the source of this 687-nucleotide messenger RNA. RefSeq lists its product as uncharacterized. The record is from RefSeq and is a predicted model, not a curated record. NCBI's taxonomy places the organism in Eukaryota, Apicomplexa, Conoidasida, Eucoccidiorida, Eimeriidae.